Molecule: messenger RNA, 4215 nt
Organism: Mytilinidion resinicola
Lineage: Eukaryota; Fungi; Ascomycota; Dothideomycetes; Mytilinidiales; Mytilinidiaceae
Exons: 5
Coding region: 109-3822 (1237 amino acids)
Biological process (GO): positive regulation of transcription by RNA polymerase II
Cellular component (GO): nucleus
Molecular function (GO): DNA binding; ATP binding; ATP-dependent chromatin remodeler activity
Source: RefSeq, a predicted model, not a curated record
CACGUUCUGACCGUCUGCCGAGCCCCGAGCUACUCGCCUAAGCCUGACCUCCGUCACCACCUUCUCACUCUCCAUCGCGACGCCUCGUUCAGUACAUUCACUCCCACAAUGGAUCUGCCGAGAGUGCGGCUCGGCUCUCCCCUACCAAUCACCCCAAAGAAGCGGCCCCAUGGCCUUCUCGACGACCUGUUGCAGCAGUUCGGAUCCGUGAACUCGCCCUCGUCCAUCACCAAAGCGAGGAAAUCCUCCGCGUCUACCCCGAAUACAAAUGACCGUGGACGCCGAGAUCACAAGUCAGACGUGGGCUACAUUGCGUCUAGCUUGUCGAACACAUCCUCCACUUCUCAGAAAAAGACGCCUCCGAUGAACGACACGCCGCCUUCGAAGAACACACCCAAGAAUGAGAACGGCAUGGAGGACGUGCAAAUAAACAACGGCGCGGUCACGUCUGGACGCUCCAUGAGGCCUCGUAGAGCGCAAACACAGAGGAAGAGCCUGGACAGCCUGAAGCUAGAUACAGCUCGUAACCGAGUGCGAGAGGAAAUCGCGGCUCAGACGAUGGUCAAGAGAGACAAUUUCAUCCUAGCACACAAGGACUAUUUCCUGCCUCUUCUCCCUGAGACCAAUUAUGUCGCGAAGCUCGCUAGGCAGGCCAGCUCUGAGCCAGCGAUCUCCGAAUACGUUGAAAUCGAUACGCAGCCGGAAGGCGUGAGGGCGGUAAUGAAGCCUUACCAACUCAGCGGCUUGUCGUUCCUUGUCCACAUGUACAACAACGGAAUGUCGGGGAUGCUUGGCGACGAGAUGGGAUUGGGAAAGACACUGCAGACUCUCUCACUAUUCCAGUAUCUUGAGGAACGCGAUCAAGCCUCUGGAGCCGCGUCCGCAGAGAAGAGACCUUUCCUAGUCGUCUGUCCACUCAGUGUUCUUAGUUCGUGGGUCAGUGAAGCCCGCCGCUGGGUACCCGACCUAAAUGUUCUCCGUUUCCACGGACCAUCUAGCCAACGCGACCAUCUAAAGAAGGUUGCUACCGGCCAAGAAGACUGGUUUGGCAAUGAAACAAACCAGUCUAAAAAGAGAAAGGCAGACCGUAAGCUUGGAAAGUACGUCUCAAAGCUGCCCUCUGCAGGCGAUAACGACGAUUGCAAAAUCGUCAUUACUACCUACGAGACGUUCAUGGCUGAGCAUAGUUGGUUCAAGAAAGCGUUCGUUUGGCGUUAUGCCGUCCUUGACGAAGGCCACAAAAUCAAGAACAUCGACACGAAUAUCUCGAGGGCCCUCCAAGGAUUGAAAGCCGAGUAUCGACUCAUCUUGACCGGCACACCUCUCCAGAACAACCUUCACGAGAUGUGGGCCCUCCUCCAUUGGCUCUACCCCGAGGUUUUCAUUGAAAAGACUGCCGAUCUCUUCAAGUCGUCCUUUGACUUGAGUAAAGGCCUUGUGAGUACUACAGUAAUGGAUGACGCUCGCCGACUGUUAGAGCUGGUUAUGCUACGCCGGAUGAAGAGCAGUCCCGGCGUCAAUCUUGGUCUGCCACCAAAAGAGGAAAUCUUGCUCUAUGUACCUCUUACUCCUAUGCAGAGGUUUUGGUACACCCGGCUCCUGACUCGGGUAGGCGAUGGCCUACUCCAAGAUCUCUUUACCGAUGCCAAGGCCAAGGAGAAAGACGCAUUAGUGAGAGACACCGUAGACGAUCAAGAGUGGACAAAGAUUGCAGAAAUCGAAAAAUACGCCGAAGACAAGUCAGAUGAGUGGGCGGAGACGAGAGCAAUCAUGAAGCAAGCUCUUGAGCAGGAAAAGGAAGAUCUGACAACUAACUCCGCCUGGAAAAAACUGAUGAAUCUCGUCAUGCAGCUCCGGAAAUGCUGCAGUCAUCCCUAUCUUCUCCCGGGUGCUGCCCCAGAACCAAAUGAGCUGGGCGAGCACGUCAUUCGCGCAUCGGGCAAGUUCAUCGUGCUCGAGAAGUUGCUAACAGAGGCCAUUCUCGCAAAAGGAAAGAAAGUCCUCAUUUUUUCCAGCUUCACAAAGACACUAGAUUGCUGUGAAGAUCUUCUCGCUCUGAUGGGAGAUAGAGGAAGUUCUUUCAAAUAUCUCCGAUUUGAUGGUCAUACAGGUCGAGCGCGCCGCAAUCUAGGCAUCCGUAUGUUCAACGACGUAAGCUCGCCCUACAAGGUCAUGCUGCUUUCUACCCGUGCUGGCGGACUGGGCAUCAACUUGGCUACUGCUAGCGAUGUCAUCUUCAUGGACGAGGACUGGAACCCUCAAAUCACUUUGCAGGCCGAAGCACGCGCGCAUCGUAUCGGUCAAACCAAGCCUGUCACCGUCUACAAACUCUGUACCCAAGGCACCGUUGAAGAGCAAAUGAUGGGCCGUAUCCGGAAGAAACUUUAUCUAUCUGCCAAAAUCACGGAAUCGAUGCGAACCAUUCACGGCGACAGGACUCAAAAAGCCAAAAAGAAAAAGGGUCGUGUAGAGUCAAACGAGGAUGAUGCGCCUAUGCUCGACACGUCGCAGCUCAUGUCACUUGUUCGCCGCGGUGCUCAAACCUUGUCGCAUCCUGAAAUUGAUGUAACAGAGAUGUUGAGCUGGGACUUUGCGACGAUGAUCGAGAAAUGUCGCGACAAGCCUCUUGACCCGCAUGUUCAUCCUGAGGGUGUUUCUUCCAGUGAUGCGGAUGAGGAGAAGUGGCUUUCGGUGAUGGAGAAAGUGGAAUGCGCUGUCUUCGACGGUAAGCGGUACCAGCGGGAAAAGGAUGUGGAAGCCAAGGCCAAUAUCCUUUCCACGGAAGUCACGCGCGAGGACCGCCGCAAAGGCAAAAACACCACCGUCAAAGUCGGCGGCUUCUACAUAAGCAAGGAGUCCAUGGGCUGUGCCGAUUGGGAGGCCGUUCCGACAUUCGCAGGCAAAGAUCCUCGUCUUGCCGAACCAAAGCGACAAAAGAAACAGGUCGUCAACCACGAGGAGCAUUGCCAUGUCUGCUAUGACGGCGGUGAGAUCAUCUUGUGCACGGGUUGUCCACGGACGUAUCAUCAAGACUGUCUAAAAGAACACACCAAGUCCAACCCGCACGCCUGGAACGGUUUCUACUGUCCACAACACGAGUGCUCAGAUUGCGGAAAGAAGACCACCGAUGCUGGAGGUCUGAUAUUUCGUUGCAGAUGGUGUCCACGUGGAUAUUGUGAAGAUUGCCUUGAUUGGGAUAAGACGAGGCUUAUUGGAGAGAAUCUGCCCGAGUACGAGAUGCUCGGCAUGCCUGAAAACGCGCAAGCCUAUUACAUUCAUUGCCCCGGGUGCACAGACUGGGCAAACGCAAAUGCCGAAGCUAAGAAGUGGUUCAGCUCGACCGAGCGACGAUACGCAACCGACCACGCGGCUUGGCGUGAGCAGCAAGAGGUAGAGCACCAAAUGUACGAAGAACAAACGGCACAACUGAGACUCGACGAGGCGAAGCAGACCAGCCAAAAGGUUGAAGAGGUGGAAUAUGAGGAUAUGCUACCACUGGACAUCGACUACGACGAAUUGGGCUCAGACGACAUGGAUUACGAGGAGACGCGCGGCGCCAGCGAGCAACUUUCAAGCCUCGACGAACCUCCAAGCCUCGUUGAUUCUGUAGCUGAUACGCCAGCUACGGUAGAGAGCGGUCUUUCGACACCCAAAUUGAAGUUGAAGUUUGGGAUUGCUAAGAAUGCCAAGAAGGAUCUCAGGAAGAAGAGAAAGGUCUUCCACGACGAUGAUGAGGACGACGAUAUUGGUAGUUUGUGGGACGUGGCGUCUGAUCCUCUCAUGGCCGCGGCCAAAAAGGUCAAAGUUAGGGGACGUCCUUGAUUUGGCUACUUGCUUUCAGGAUCCCGUUGCUUAUAUGCCAUAGGCUCUUGCGAGGGCUAGAUUCAUUGUAGCUCUGCGAAGACGCGUUGCGGCGGGCAGCGCGCAUCACUCUCGGUGUUUCUGGAUAGGUGUCUUUUGCUUUCGCGUGGUGUCAAGACCGCUCCUGUGCAUGCACGCACUCAUGUGCGUGUCUUUGUCACCGAGCUGGUGUUUUCAGCCAUUAUGGUCUUUGGGUGUCUUACAUCGGGCCCUGAGGGCGGAUAUGUUAGGUAUACCCAUUGUAUAUUAUACGGAGCAUCUGCUGCAGCGAGUCACUCUGGAUUUUGGUAGCCACAACACUGUCCAGGUUGACGCUGCGUUCAUUCAAAACCUGGAACUUUCAGAGUUUAUCAU